Messenger RNA from Prorocentrum cordatum, 969 nucleotides. The record is from the annotation of a GenBank genome assembly. NCBI's taxonomy places the organism in Eukaryota, Dinophyceae, Prorocentrales, Prorocentraceae.
GGCUUCGAUGGAAGUUUUCAGAAGCACAAGUCCUUCAAGGUCCUGAAGGUAGAGCGCGUCGAGAGCGCGAGGAACUGGAAGAAGUACGCCAAGAACAGGUCCACAACGCCGACUGUCGAACACAUCAUGGACCAGCUGACGGGCAGCAUGAGGAGAAAGGCGGAGCGCGCGCAGAGCAUCAUCGAUGGCCAGCAGGCUGCCAUGCGCAAGACAGACACCUCACCGGCGUCUCGGUUCAUUGACUCCCUGCGCCUCGACAAGUCUCGGAACGAAGGGUCGUCGGAUUUCACGGCAGCCCCGGCAAGUUGGCCCGAGACCGCAACAGCACCCCCCCCUACGCCGGCGUGCAGUUCCAGGAGUCCGCGCCCGUGGACGCCAUCUGCUGCAGCGGCUUCGAUCAGCGCCUGGGCAGCUCGACGGGGAUGCUGGGCUCGGCUGGUAACCAUAUACCUUGCGGACAAGGUCUCGAAAGCGGACUGCUAUGCCGGCAAGUACGGGGAUGAAGGGGAGACCACGGUCGGCGAGACGGCCUGCAUCUUCAUCUCCCGCGUCACCUUGGGCUGUCCGUAUUUGGCCGAGCAUGCUUUGAAUGGCAUCCGGAGGCCGCCGAGUACGCAUGAGGAGUUUGACGUCCAACUCUUGUUCGACCAGACGCCCUUCUUCAGCUUCGCGGCCCGGGCUAACACCACCGUCAAGGAUUUCUGGAAGGACAAGCAGCGGGAUGGUUGGAGUGUAACCUCCUCCCACUAUGAACGAUUCAAUUCUGUGAUAUCGAGUAACUACAUAGACGGCACGUCACCUGCCCACUAUAAGCGUUAUCACGAGUACGCCGUUUACCAUGGAACAGAGGCUUACCCUGAGUUCAAGGUGACUUAUCCAUGUGCCUGCGGCAAGUUCCACCACCGUGCUAGCGCAAUCAUCGGUGCAUGUGGCGACCAUAUGUGCAUCGCGGAGCCCCGAAGUCGGUGA